GCCUCGGUUGUCAAACAUGGCUGAAGCGCCACUGCUACCGCUACAGCCGCUGAAGGGAAAAUGCUGAGCUCGCCCGGGCCGGGUGGGCGGCGGCGGCGAAGGCGGCGACGGGAACACGCUUCCCGGGCGCGGCGGCGGCGGUCAUGGCCCGGCUGGCCGACUACUUCAUUGUGGUAGGCUACGACCACGAGAAGCCAGCAGGGCCAGGAGAAGGUCUGGGGAAAAUAAUUCAGAGAUUCCCACAGCAGGACUGGGAUGACACGCCCUUUCCACAGGGAAUUGAAUUGUUUUGUCAGCCUGGUGGAUGGCACCUGUCCAGAGAGAGGAAACAGCCAACAUUCUUUGUGGUGGUCCUAACAGAUAUUGACUCAGAUCGACAUUACUGCUCAUGCCUAACAUUCUAUGAGGCGGAGAUCAAUCUCCAGGGAACAAAGAAGGAAGAGAUUGAAGGUGAAGAAGUAUCUGGUUUAAUUCAACCUGCAGAAGUAUUUGCCCCCAAAAGCCUGGUGUUGGUAUCCAGAUUAGACUAUCCAGAAAUCUUUAGGGCUUGCCUGGGUUUGAUCUACACUGUGCACGUGGACAGCCUGAGUGUCUCCUUGGAAAGUCUCAUCGCCAAUCUUUGUGCUUGCCUUGUUCCUGCUGCUGGAGGGUCUCAGAAGCUAUUUUCCUUGGGUGCAGGAGACAGACAACUGAUCCAGACUCCUUUGCAUGACAGCCUUCCUGUCACAGGCACUAGUGUGGCUCUUUUAUUUCAGCAAUUAGGCAUUCAAAACGUCCUCAACCUCUUUUGUGCAGUUCUUACAGAAAAUAAGGUUCUCUUCCAUUCAGCAAGUUUCCAGAGACUUAGUGACGCCUGUAGAGCCCUGGAAUCUUUAAUGUUUCCUCUUAAAUACAGUUACCCUUAUAUCCCCAUUCUUCCGGCUCAGCUCCUAGAAGUUUUGAGUUCUCCAACUCCUUUCAUUAUUGGCGUACACUCCAUCUUUAAAACUGAUGUCCAUGAGCUUUUAGAUGUAAUCAUAGCAGAUUUGGAUGGAGGCACUAUUAAAAUUCCUGAAUGCAUUCACCUCUCCUCCCUCCCGGAGCCACUUCUUCAUCAGACUCAAGCAGCACUUUCUCUGAUCUUGCACCCGGAUUUGGAAGUCGCAGAUCACGCCUUCCCUCCUCCACGCACAGCUUUAUCCCACUCCAAAAUGCUGGAUAAAGAAGUUCGAGCAGUUUUCCUUAGGUUAUUUGCACAACUGUUCCAAGGAUAUAGGUCAUGCCUCCAGCUUAUACGGAUCCAUGCCGAGCCUGUGAUACAUUUUCACAAAACAGCUUUCUUGGGGCAGCGAGGUUUGGUUGAGAAUGACUUCCUCACUAAAGUACUCAAUGGAAUGGCAUUUGCAGGCUUUGUUUCAGAAAGAGGACCUCCCUAUAGAGCCUGCGAUCUCUUUGAUGAGUUGGUAGCUUUUGAAGUAGAGAGAAUUAAAGUUGAAGAAAAUAAUCCACUGAAGAUGAUAAAGCAUAUCAGAGAACUUGCUGAGCAACUAUUCAAAAAUGAGAAUCCAAACCCUCAUAUGGCAUUCCAGAAAGUUCCACGUCCAACAGAAGGAUCCCACUUGAGAGUUCAUAUUCUUCCUUUCCCAAAGAUUAAUGAAGCCCGGGUUCAAGAACUAAUACAGGAAAAUCUUGCCAAGAACCAGAAUGCACCUCCUGCUACACGAAUAGAAAAGAAAUGUGUAGUGCCAGCAGGUCCACCUGUUGUUUCAAUAAUGGAUAAAGUGAUAACAGUUUUUAACAGUGCACAGAGACUGGAAGUUGUUAGAAACUGCAUCUCGUUCAUAUUUGAAAAUAAAACUUUGGAGACUGAGAAGACCCUUCCUGCUGCCUUGAGGGCCCUUAAAGGAAAAGCAGCAAGACAGUGUCUCACUGAUGAACUGGGUUUGCAUGUUCAGCAGAACCGGGCAAUAUUGGACCAUCAACAGUUUGACUACAUAAUAAGGAUGAUGAAUUGUACUCUACAGGAUUGUUCAAGUUUAGAAGAAUACAACAUCGCUGCAGCAUUACUCCCCCUGACCAGUGCUUUCUACAGGAAACUUGCCCCUGGAGUCAGCCAGUUUGCCUACACCUGUGUACAGGACCACCCCAUUUGGACAAAUCAGCAGUUUUGGGAGACAACUUUUUACAAUGCAGUACAGGAGCAGGUUCGCUCCCUGUAUCUCUCAGCUAAGGAAGACAAUCAUAUCCCACAUCUGAAGCAGAAGCGUCCUGAUGGCCAGUGUCAGGAGAAGACCGCGAUGGACCUGGCAGCCGAGCAGCUUCGCCUGUGGCCUACUCUGAGCAAGUCAACUCAGCAGGAGCUGGUGCAGCACGAGGAGAGCACUGUCUUCAGCCAAGCCAUUCACUUUGCAAACCUCAUGGUUAACUUGCUAGUUCCACUAGACACAAGUAAAAACAAGCUCCUUCGAGCCUCAGCUCCAGGAGACUGGGAAAGUGGGAGCAACAGCAUUGUCACCAACAGUAUUGCAGGAAGUGUAGCUGAGAGCUAUGAUACAGAGAGUGGGUUUGAAGAUUCGGAAAACAGUGAUGUGGCCAACUCUGUUGUAAGGUUCAUUGCCCGAUUUAUUGACAAGGUUUGUACAGAGAGUGGAGUGACUCAGGACCACAUCAGGAGUCUCCACUGCAUGAUACCAGGAAUUGUAGCCAUGCACAUUGAGAGCCUAGAGGCAGUACAUCGAGAGAGUCGAAGACUUCCUCCUAUCCAGAAGCCUAAGAUUCUUCGACCAGCUUUACUGCCAGGAGAAGAAAUUGUAUGUGAAGGUCUUCGAGUCCUACUAGAUCCUGAUGGUCGGGAAGAAGCCACUGGAGGUCUCCUCGGAGGUCCUCAGCUCCUGCCUGCAGAAGGCGCCUUGUUCCUCACCACAUACAGAAUUCUCUUCAAAGGAACACCGCAUGACCAGCUAGUUGGUGAGCAAACAGUUGUGCGGAGCUUCCCCAUUGCUUCAAUCACCAAGGAGAAGAAGAUAACCAUGCAGAACCAGCUCCAGCAGAGCAUGCAAGAAGGGAUGCAGAUUACAUCAGCAACUUUCCAGUUGAUUAAAGUAGCAUUUGAUGAAGAAGUCAGUCCAGAAGUGGUAGACAUCUUUAAGAAACAGCUAAUGAAGUUCCGUUACCCUCAGUCCAUUUUCAGCACCUUCGCUUUUGCUGCUGGACAAACUACCCCACAAAUCAUUUUACCCAAGCAGAAAGAAAAGAACACCUCCUUCCGAACUUUCUCAAAAACAAUUGUGAAAGGUGCCAAGAAGGCAGGAAAGAUGACAAUUGGGAGGCAAUAUUUAUUAAAGAAGAGAACAGGAACAAUUGUGGAAGAGAGAGUAAAUCGUCCUGGGUGGAAUGAAGAAGAUGAUAUUUCUGUUUCAGAUGAUAGUGAACUUCCCACAAGUACAACCCUGAAGGCCUCAGAGAAAUCUACAAUGGAACAGUUGGUGGAGAAAGCAUGCUUCAGAGAUUAUCAGCGGUUAGGUUUGGGAACCAUAAGUGGCAAUUCCUCUCGUUCAAAACCAGAGUAUUUCCGUGUUACUGCCUCCAACAGGCUGUACUCGCUAUGCCGUAGCUAUCCUGGCCUUUUAGUCAUACCUCAAGCUGUACAAGACAGUAGUUUACCAAGAGUAGCCCGCUGCUAUCGACACAAUCGCCUGCCCGUCGUAUGUUGGAAGAACUCAAGAAGUGGUACUCUGCUCCUCCGAUCUGGAGGAUUCCAUGGGAAGGGAGUUGUCGGUCUGUUCAAAUCACAGAACUCCCCUCAAGCCGUUUCUACCUCCUCUUUAGAAUCUUCCAGUAGCAUAGAGCAAGAAAAGUACUUGCAAGCCUUAUUGACUGCAGUUAUUGUCCAUCAGAAGCUCAGAGGCAGCAGCACUCUCACUGUCAGGCCAGCACUUGCUCUGUCCCCAGGUGUGUGGGCAAGUCUUCGUUCCAGCACCCGUUUGAUCAGCUCCCCGACCUCCUUUAUUGAUGUUGGUGCCAGGCUGGCGGGCAAGGAUCAUUCAGCCUCGUUCAGUAGCAGCACCUACCUACAAAACCAACUCUUGAAACGACAAGCCGCCCUUUAUAUAUUUGGUGAAAAGUCACAACUACGGAGCUCAAAGGUAGAGUUUGCUUUCAACUGUGAGUUUGUUCCUGUUGAGUUCCACGAAAUCCGACAAGUAAAAGCCAGUUUUAAGAAGCUGAUGAGAGCUUGUAUCCCAAGUACCAUCCCUACAGACUCGGAAGUGACCUUCCUGAAGGCCCUGGGAGAUUCUGAGUGGUUCCCACAGCUUCACAGGAUAAUGCAGCUGGCUGUGGUUGUGUCAGAAGUACUUGAGAGUGGGUCUUCAGUUUGGGUGUGUUUAGAAGAAGGCUGGGACAUCACUACACAAGUGACAUCCCUGGUACAGCUACUCAGUGAUCCCUUCUACAGGACAAUUGAAGGCUUCCGGAUGCUGGUGGAAAAGGAGUGGCUCUCUUUCGGUCAUAAGUUCAGCCAGCGCAGCAGCUUGGCCCUUCACUCUCAGGGCAGUGGCUUUGCUCCCAUCUUCUUGCAGUUCUUAGACUGUGUGCAUCAGGUUCACAACCAGUAUCCAACUGAGUUUGAAUUCAAUCUCUAUUACCUAAAGUUCUUGGCUUUCCAUUAUGUGUCUAAUCGCUUUAAAACAUUUCUCCUGGAUUCAGACUAUGAAAGACUAGAACAUGGAACGUUGUUUGAUGAUAAAGGUGACAAGCAUGGCAAGAAGGGGGUUUGUAUCUGGGAAUGUAUUGACAAGAUGCACAAGCGGAGCCCCAUUUUCUUCAAUUACUUAUACACACCAGUGGAAACAGAGGCCCUGAAGCCUAAUGUCAACAUCUCCAGCCUAAAGAAGUGGGAUUACUACACAGAAGAGACCCUGUCUGCAGGUCCUUCCUAUGACUGGAUGACGCUGACCCCCAAGCAUUUUCCCUACGAGGAGUCAGAUGUAGCCGGAGGAGCUGGGUCCCAGAGUGGGAGGAAGACAGUGUGGCCGUGCUAUGAUGACGUGACCUGCAGCCAGCCAGAUGCCCUCACGAGGCUUUUCAGUGAAAUUGAAAAAUUGGAGCAUAAAUUGAAUCAAACGCCUGAGAGAUGGCAGCAGCUAUGGGAAAAGGUCACCGUGGACCUCAGGGAAGAGCCAAGAACAGACCGUCCCCUAAGACACUCGCCGGGGUCCCCAGGAAUUGCAUCUACCAACAUGCCUUCCUAUCAGAAGAGGCCGGCACUGCACCCGCUGCACCGCAGCCCGGGCGAAGAUCAAAGUACCACCAGCGCCCCAUCCAAUGGUGUCGAGCACAGGGCGGCCACACUGUACAGCCAGUACACAUCCAAGAAUGACGAGAACAGAUCCUUUGAAGGAACAUUAUACAAAAGAGGAGCGUUGCUGAAGGGCUGGAAACCCCGCUGGUUUGUUUUAGAUAUAACAAAACACCAGCUGCGAUACUACGAUUCGGGAGAAGACACAAGCUGCAAAGGCCACAUUGAUCUGGCUGAGGUGGAAAUGGUUAUCCCUGCGGGCCCCAGCAUGGGAGCCCCAAAGUAUACAAGUGACAAGGCUUUCUUUGAUCUCAGGACCAGCAAGCGAGUGUAUAACUUCUGUGCCCAGGAUGGGCAGAGUGCCCAGCAAUGGAUGGACAGGAUCCAGAGCUGCAUCUCCGAUGCCUGAUGCCCGUGACUGAAGCCCAAGAAGCAGAGGUAGAGGAACUAAGUCAUCUGCCUGCAGGGCGAUGGCCCAGGUCAUCCCAGGGCCUGAGGUUCUGCUUGCCCUGUCCCUUCUUGAAGCAGUUGCCAUGUCACACAGGUCUGGGUAGGAGCCCUGGCCCUCUCCCUGCAGCAUUCCCACAGGAUGUAAGUGGCUGGGGGUCAGAGGCUUCUCAGACCUGCUGCUGUCAUCUCCUAGGCAAGGCGGCUCCCACCUGAGCCCCGAGUCAAGACUUCUUUUGUUCUCCAAAGCCAUAACUUCCUUUGAGAACUUUGACAACAAAUCCAAACCUUCACAGGUCACUGUCUCUCCACAUAGGUCUCCCAUCAGACGCCUCCUUUACUGCCUGACCCUUGAGAUGCGUGCUUCCCUGGUGCUGCGAAAGGUGCUUUCAUGGUCCCUGCCCAGGGCUUCACAGCAGGCGACAUCACUGCUCAGUGCAGGCAAAGAGGGGGUUAACUGUGGCACAGAGGGACCUGGGCCAGUGCAGGAAACCACCAGUCUCAGGACACAGCGCCUGGUCCUGUGUUCUUCCGUUCCUGACAGCCUUCUGUAAAGUUAAAAGCCGGAGCAGAGCGUGCGACUCCACGGAACACUAGCACUAAACUAACCAAGGAGUUUUGGGACAAACUGAGGCCAGCUGCUGCCAGCUCACAUGGGACACAGCCAGCUAACCAGACAGCACUGCUUGUGAGAAGAACUGCUCUGAAGGCCUCCCAGCUACGAUAACCUUGCUUUCUUAAGCCUAAAACUCAAGGAUGCUUUUUUGCAUCCUUGCAAACUGGUGGCUUGAUCAGUGGCUUUAUUUUGAAAUGUUAAUAUGUUAAAUACCAAACUAAUAUUUCAAAAUAUGUAUAUAUGAUUUCUAUAUCCUGAUUUUUCAGAUAGCUUGCUUAUAAUUUAAUAUAAAAAUAACUAAACCGAUUCAUAAGAUUUUAGUAAUAAAAAGUUGUUUCCUUUUUAAAGAAUAAAAACUACUUUGUAGAUUAAAAAAAUCAAAUUUUCAAAUUAAAAAUUAUCAACACACUAGAAAAUAGAACUGUAUUAAUAUAUAAGAAAUUGGGAAAUAAAAAUGAAGGAGUUUUUUAUCAUAUUCAUUUUAUAAAUUUGCCACCUGUGAAAUGGUUUUUGCACAUUAUUUGUAUUUUCUUUGUAUAUGAAAUCAUUUUUUGUACUUUGUAAACUCUGGAGCCCAGAGCUGGAGUCAGCUCUUGGAAGCUGUGCCCACUGCUGCUUUUGUAACUGGAUUCUUUUAACUUCCAUGAAGGCAUUGCGUGCCGUCUGGUCACUAACCACCCAAAAUUAAAUUUAUUUCUUAAGAAAAAGAA
This is a messenger RNA of Apodemus sylvaticus (European woodmouse), 7051 nucleotides long. It is a transcript of the gene Sbf2, whose product is annotated as SET binding factor 2. NCBI's taxonomy places the organism in Eukaryota, Metazoa, Chordata, Mammalia, Rodentia, Muridae. The coding region runs from base 144 to 5687 and encodes 1847 amino acids. The transcript has 40 exons. The record is from RefSeq and is a predicted model, not a curated record.